Messenger RNA from Menidia menidia (Atlantic silverside), 3938 nucleotides. Lineage: Eukaryota; Metazoa; Chordata; Actinopteri; Atheriniformes; Atherinopsidae. The record is from the annotation of a GenBank genome assembly.
AGAAGAAGGGCGAGAGGCUCGGGACAGACCAUGGCUACAGCUGACAGUGGCGUCAAGCCCCUACAAAAUGCCAUGAAAAUGGCGAAAGUAGCCAUACAGCUGGACGGACAGAACAAACACGAGGUAGACGCCUACUGUGAAUACCUGCGGACCAUUGAGUAUAUAUCACAUGCACUUUUGGAGGAAGCUGGGCCUCAAAAGGAGAGUGAGAUGGUGGCAGUCGAAGUGGAGCGCAUGUUGAGGCUGGCUGAGCAAUGUCUGGAGCGAGCCAAGUCAUUUAUUGGAAAGAGCUCUGGCCCUCCUGACCUCCCCACCUCUGCUCCGUCUCCUGGUUCUCCUGACCCAUCGGAGCCUCGCCCAGCAGCUCCAACAGCUAACACUGGUGAUACUAGUAAUGAUGAACAGCACAAAGUGACCAGCCCGACUAAAAAGGGCCACCGGAGGGUGUUGUCGGACGGUUGUGGGGAGCUCUCCCCAUUUUUGCCUCCUGAAGUCUUCCACAGACUGCAAACCGUGUCGUCACAGGACACAUCUAAAAAGGAGCUAACACCGAUCGAAGAAGCAUCACGCUUGAACCAGAAGCUGAAAGCGAAUUAUGAAGCCCGACUGGCGAGACUCGCGCCUGGUCAGGCCUACCAGAAGACAUCUUUAACCCUGUCCCUCCAGCGGCAGAUGAUGGAGAACCUCAUCAUAGCCAAAGCCAGGCAGGAUGCUCUCCAAAGGAAGAUGGAGGAGAGAAGACUGAGGCUGCAGGAAGAAGCAAACAGGAGGUUUGCAGCAUCAGGGGCAAUGACUUCAGAGGAACAGGAGCAGCGUCUUCUUUACACCAAUGUGUUGGAAUACGAGCAAGACCAUCACAUUAGAAUUAAGUUAGAUUUGCACUGUGUCCUCAGCCGGUCCGACCACCCAGUGGUUAAACUGCUGAGGAAGCACCAGUACCGGAUUUACAACAGGCUCUACCCCAUCGUGAGUAAAGGCCUGCCUCGGACUCCCGCCAUGCCCCUGAGACCAUCUCACAGCAUUCACAACCUCCUUCAUCCAGAGAGUUACAGGAAGCCAAUCAGGACUGCUGGUAGCAGUGUGGGUGGCCAGAGCUUCAGCACAGACUCCUCGCUUUCUCCCUCCUGCUCUCACGACCUCCACACCAACUAUUAUGACGAAGACGUGGAUGUGGAGGAGCCCCACACACAGGUGACGGUGGACCGGGAAAACUCGUUUGAAGAUUUGGAACAGUUCCUGACCCAGCUGGACUGGGCCCCGGGCCUCAGCUGCACAGAGGACACCGUGUCAGAGUCUGAGCUGGCGUGUGACCCUUCGACCCGGCUGGAGCAUGAUGAGGGCCACAUCCAGGAGCUGGAGACGAGGGCGCUGAAAGAACACCUGAAGGCUGUUGUCAAAGACAUCCAUAUUGCCAUUGAUCAGCUUCUCUCACUAUGUCUGCUGUCCUUUGAGUGUCUGAACACUGCCAGCUUUAAGGACCUCUGUCUGGCCAGCAUAGAGGAAGCUUUCUUCAUCCCCCUGUGGAGCGCCCUGGUGGCUCUGUUCAGGAGGGUCCACAGAGAGAGGGAGCAGUCGUUUGAGAAAAGCAUCACAAUGUACUCUGAUGCUUCUGCGGGAGAUGUCGGUGUUCCCCCCAAACUGUGUCCCCCAAACCUUGAUGCACUACAAGGUUCCUACCCCUAUGAGUCUGCGGUCCAGGAGCUCAAGCUACUCGUUCAGUUUUGCUGUCCACAGCGGAAGCUGGAGUGUAUAGUGAGGACUCUACGGCUGAUCUGUGCUUGUGCUGAGGACUACAGGUCCCUUCAUGACAUGGAUUCUUCUCCAAAAACAGCAGCCAUCGGUGCAGAUGACCUGUUGCCCAUCCUUUCCUUUGUGGCUCUGCGGUGUCAGUGUCCCCAGCUGGUGUCUGAAUGUGCUGCUUUGGAGGAGUUCAUUCACGAGGGGUAUUUGAUAGGAGAGGAGGGCUACUGCCUGACCUCCUUGCAGAGUGCCCUGGCCUUCGUUGAGUCGCUGCACACAGGAGGCGCACACACUCCCAUUGAGCUCAACUAAAAAAGACUGCUGUCCGGGCUCCAAACAGCAGGCUCUGCGCCGCAGGGCAGAACCCGCCGACCGGCCGCCUCCUGCAAGUCCACGCAUGUUGUCCUGGACACACAAACGCAUUCCACACCUGACCCAGGAACUUCCCUCUGCUCCGUUUCUGACUAUAAACCAGUGCCUAUAAGUUAACCGGGGCCCGUGCCUGGUGACCGUCCUGCUGCCCGCAGACUGCCGCCACUCCCUCUUUGACGGGUUCAUUCGAUCCCUCCUCUGCUGAACAGAAGACUGAACUUUUACCUCCCCCUCCUUUUUUUUUUUUUCUUCUUUUGUUUGUCAACUAUUUGCAGCACUUUUCAUGUGGGCUGUCUCGCGUGUACAGCAUCAUUCCAGCCUCCUUUUCUGUCGUUCUGUCCUGAAACCUUCUGUUAUCACAAGUCUUCAGACUUCAGAAACCCUUCAGCUGCUUCACAGCUGUAAAUUCAGUUCUCAUUUGGAUAGGCCUGCUGUGCACGUUGGGGUCCAUCCAGAUUCAGUAAGGGAGGUUGCAGAUAGAUGUUCCUACUUAAGAUAUAAAUACGGGUCCUGAUUGGAAGCAUGUAGUUUCCCUCAUUCCUGGGGUGUCCACGUCCACCCCCCCACCCUGUGAAAUGAAGUGUCUGAACGGUGCUUUGCAGAGUUUAAGAAAAAAAAAAAGAUUUGUGGAUAUAACGAAGACUGAAGCCGUCUGAAAAAACCCGGUUGUGUGCAUUUAAACCUGGAGGAAGCGUUCAUCCACAGACCUCCAUCGGGGCCACUGGAGGGGCAAGGCCGAGCGAUGGUGUCAGAAACGGAGCGUCAAGCAGGUCGGGUCGUACUUACUGUGGAGAACUCGCACUUUGUCAGCAGGCGUCACUCUCUGGGGAGCCUGUUGCCGACCAACUUGCAACCCAAAGGGAUUGUGGGUGCAUGAGACUCUUACAUUUUUUUUGAUAGAUAUGCACCAGUUCUUACUUGCAUGAAUCCUUUUUUUUUGUUUAUUUUUCUUUUUUUAUACCUCGAACUCCUACUUGUUUUUUAGGUUCUUAUAUUCAGUUCCAGCUCAUUUCAUUCCUGACAUGUUUUUUUCUUAACCAGCAUGUUUAGAAAUAGACCAGCAGGUAGAUCAUAUGGCGCUUACAACAAACAUUUUAUACUUUUAAACAGACACUGAAAUGGAUGUGCAUCUGAAACCGUCAUGUUUUUUUGUUGUUUUUUCAGCCCUUCACCUGUAACUGAUAUUUUCAUGGAAAAAUUUGAUGAAUUCCACUCACACAAAUGCAGCUGUAACAUCAAAAUGAAUUUCUAAUGUGCGUGAAUCCUCAGGCCGGGGGAAACUUCUUAGUCUUGAAAGAGCAGGUUCACAAAGUGAACUUGAUGUCAGACUGGUUUCAUACAGAUUGAAAGGCUCUGGGUACAUUUAUAAACUGAUGAAAUCAGUUGAAUGUCCAAUGGAUUCAGAUAUCUGGAACCACAGACUGCCUCAGCAACUACAUUUUUGUGAAUUUUCAUUUUUAUUUGUUUAGAUUGAAAUGACUAUUUAAGAUGUAUAUUUUUAAUAUUGUUUGGGUCCAAAAGAUGUAAAAAAGAUUUCUUAAGAGUUUUUUGGAAUUGUUACCAUAUCUGCAUUUAAUUUGAACAUCUCUGUGUAAUUAAUGGAUAAAAACAGCAGGAUCUUGUGAUCACUUGCUUAGUGGUCUGAGCCAGUAUGUUGAUGAAGAGGAUUUAUUGUACAUUUUGCAUUGCUUCUGAAAACUGAAUGUCAUUUUAUUGUGAAAUUGCCAUGUGAAUGCUUGGGAAUUAUAAUUUAUGUUUGAGAGGAGAGUUAAUAAAGAGAAGAAAUGUUUAAAUAAUAUAAAGCGUUGUGCUUUAAUUCAGCAAAA